AUGAGCCAGGGCGGCCAAGAUGCGAAGCUCUUUGCGAGGGGCAAAGUCGCGGAACUUCGUCUGGAGCUGAACAGCGGCGGCAAGAAGGACAAGAACUUUUCAGCAAAGAAGACAGCCCUCAAGAAGAUUGUCGCCAACAUGACCAUGAGCAACAAUGACAUGGUAGCGCUAUUCCCGGAUAUCGUGGGCUGUAUGCACAUACCCAGCCUGGAGAUCAAGAAGAUGUGCUUCCUGUAUCUGGUCAACUAUGCCAGGAUAAAACCCGACAUUGCGCUCAAAGCACUACCCAUAAUACAGGAAGACAUGAACGACAACAACCCCCUAGUGAGAGCGCUCGCUCUACGGACCAUGUCCUACGUUCACGUCCGAGAAUUCGUCGAAGCGACAGUACCACACCUCAAGAACCUUUUAAAAGACUCUGAUCCAUAUGUGCGGAAGACAGCGGCCUUUUGCGUGGCAAAACUCUACGACCACGACAGGCACCUGGUGGAAGGCUCAGGUCUCAUCGACAAGCUGAAUGGCAUGUUGCGAGACGAAAACCCCACAGUUGUGUCGAGCGCACUGGCAGGUCUCAUGGAUAUAUGGGAGAGAGGUGAGAACAUCAAGCUCACAAUCGACUAUGCAAGCGCAUCCAAAAUCGUCUCCAUCUUGCCAGAUUGCUCUGAAUGGGGCCAGACGUACAUCCUAGAGGCCAUGAUGAACUAUGUUCCCCAGGACACCUCAGAGGCUGCACUGCUCGCCGAGCGCAUAUCACCACGUCUUUCGCAUUCGAAUUCUGCCGUUGUUCUUACCUGCAUCCGCGUUAUCCUUUACUUAAUGAACUAUAUCCGCGACCAAAAGGUCGUCACCUCUUUAUGCAACAAGCUCUCACCACCGCUUGUCACACUCCUUUCAAAAGGACCCGAGAUUCAAUAUCUAGCACUUCGCAACGCCCUUCUGAUUCUGCAACGGCGGCCAGAGGUUCUGCGCAAUGACAUCCGCGUCUUCUUCUGUAAAUACAACGAUCCUAUAUACGUCAAGGUUACCAAGCUUGAGCUCAUCUUCAUGCUGGCGACUGAGCGGAACAUCAAGGAAGUGCUGACGGAACUUGCCGAGUAUGCUACAGAAAUCGAUGUCGACUUUGUACGCAAGUCAGUGCGAGCCAUCGGCAAGCUGGCUAUCAAGAUCGCUCCGGCAGCACAGCUCUGCAUCAGUACCCUUCUCUCUCUCGUCAGCACAAAGGUCUCAUACAUCGUGCAGGAGGCGACGGUUGUCAUUCGUAACAUCUUCCGCAAGUAUCCUAACCAGUAUGAGUCCAUCAUCUCGACUCUGUGCGAGAACCUUGACUCGCUAGACGAGCCCGAAGCCAAGGCUGCCAUGAUCUGGGUCAUCGGCCAAUACGCGGAUCGAAUAGAAGACUCGGAUGUUCUUCUUGAAGACUUCUUAGAUACGUUCCAGGAGGAGACGCAUGAAGUGCAACUCGCGCUUCUCACAGCGACAGUGAAGCUGUUUAUACAACGACCAACUCGUGGCUCGGCACUUGUACCCAAGGUCCUGAAGUGGGCCACAGAAGAGACAGAUAACCCAGAUUUGCGAGAUCGCGGCUACAUGUACUGGCGUCUUCUCUCUUCUGCCCCAGACGAAGCGAAAAAGGUGGUCAUGGGCGAGAAACCCCCAAUUACAGCCGAAGAGUCUGAGAAGCUCGACCCUGGCACGCUCGAGGAGAUGUGUUUGAAUGUAGGCACACUAGCAACCGUCUAUCUCAAGCCUGUCAACCAAGUCUUCCGCAGCGCACGCCCGAGGAAGUUACAAGACUCGCCAGCUUUGCAAAAGGACGAACUUCCUACCGUCAAGGCAGCACAGCAGGCUCGGGACCGCUCUGUUGCAGAGCGAUCAAGGCUUGACAUUCCGACCAACGGCAAUAGCAAUGGUUCUCUGAGCCCCACGAAUGGCGGUAUGGCAAAUGCAGUCACUGACGCAGACAUGUACUUUGCCAGCGUAGGGCGACAGAGCACGUUUGGCGGUAGCCCGAUUUCAGCAGACCCCGCUGGUGGAGGUGGAUGGGUUGUCAACCAGAACGAACCACAGCACAUGGUUUUGAGUCCUGGCGUGACGGACGGGAAUCAGGAUUUGUUACUUUAA
Messenger RNA from Pyrenophora tritici-repentis Pt-1C-BFP, 2121 nucleotides. Its product is annotated as Vesicle coat complex, various subunit. Gene Ontology annotation, biological process: vesicle-mediated transport; intracellular protein transport. Gene Ontology annotation, cellular component: membrane coat. The record is from RefSeq and is a predicted model, not a curated record. Gene Ontology annotation, molecular function: clathrin binding. Lineage: Eukaryota; Fungi; Ascomycota; Dothideomycetes; Pleosporales; Pleosporaceae.